ACCCGCAAAUUUCGGUCAAUUUACUUACGCCGUGUACACUGAGCAGUGCACAAUGAACGAAAUAUUUUUAGUCGAUUGCUUUGUUUAACAGUAUAGUGAAUGUUUUAUAGUAUCCAGUAUUUAAUGAUGAUGUAUCCUUGAAUCGAUAGGUAUAACGUAGUCUUAAAAUUGUAAUAUACCUACGAGCUUUCCUGGUUUAUAGUUUCCUUAUCUCAUUGAAUGAGGUUUGUAAGACCUUGAAUAAUACUUGGUCUUAGAUUACAAAAUAUUUUCCUCCAUGGUUCAUUGUGAAAUGUGCAGUUAAGAUUUAAGAACUAUAUUCUAAACACUAGAAUUGUUAAUUGUAUACAUUAUUAUAAAAUACCAUUAUCACCAAUUAAAAUAUCAAUGUUCCAAUUAGUUUCCGAUUGAAGGUAUAAAACCCGCCAUUUCACAAAGAAUGUAAAUCACACACAUAUUACGAAUACAGUAAGCUUUUAUGUUAAAAGCGAUUCACACUCACGCACAAAGUCUUGCUUGUAUACCUACCAUUGAAUUUUAAUUCAUUACAUUCAUGCAGAGUCGCGCGAGAAUAUGGUUCCCCUCGCUCUGUUCGCUGCCUCUGGUUAUCAGCUUACAAAAUGUCUGAUGCUGUCUUACUCUGACGAGCAGCUAAUACGUAUAGUUCUGUCUCGUUUCGACGCAUAUUGCGCGUUUUUCUUCUUUUGCCGCGUCAUAUGCCAGUGUCGAAGCACAAGCGUAGUUUGGAUUGUUUUCUAAAGUGUAGUCGAUGAACGAGUGCAUUUUGUGUGCGACGGUUUGAUUCGGUCUUAAUUGUAAGGCUGCCGGUUUGACCCUAAUUGAUUUGAGUUCCUUUGUUUAGGAGGUCGGGUAGGUUAUUAAUAAGAGGGUACCUACGUUAAGGGUAACCGCGCAGCCAGAGCGCGCAGUUAGACGUUUGGUACCCGGCCGCGCCGCACGUGGUUUCGUGUGGACAAUUUGCCGCGAAUCUUUUGUCCUGUUCAGUGCUCAAUCCGGUGGAAAAUGGGAUUUUAUUAUUCAUGGACCAUCUGAAUGUGAUCUUAAGAAUCACUUCAUCAAUGACGGUAACAUUCAUAUGACUACAACCGGACAAUGCGGUCACAAACUUCAAAACCCUUACCUAAGAAAGGGGAACUGAAUAAAACAUCAUUCAAGAGUUCAACUGCCAAACAGGCUGCAAAGAAGUCUGUGUCGCCGAAAAAAGUAAAAAAUUUGGUAAACAAGUCAUUGAUUAAAAGCCCGAAAAAGAAUACGGCGAAGGAUGAUUCGAUCAAUUCUAAAACUGAUGAAGUUUCCGGAACUGGAGACAAAAAUGAAAAUUCAUCCGACGCCAAUAAAGCGGGACCAUCAAAAGCUUCGACUACGCGAGUCGAUUUACCUGUUAAAAAAGCCAAGAAAGACCCCAAGGAGAAAAAAGAUCCGCCUAAAGUGGCCGCAGAAAAUGUAAAGAAAGUUGCAUGCAAAAAACCAAUUAAAGUGGAUAAAAAGGCUAAACCUGUUAAGCCAAAUGCAAAAAAGAAUGGAAAAGAAGAUGAUGUAAAGUACAAAAUUAAUAAAGAUGUAAAAAAAGCUACACCGAAAUUUACUAAAGCUAAAACUAUAAUAAAAAAAGGAAAUUCUGCUGCGAAUGAAAAAAAGAAAGCAGCUUCGCAAUCAAAACAAGAAGGUACGAAAUUAAAAGACGAAGAGAAUAAACACGUGAAAGAAAAUUCUAAGGAAGAGAAUAAAACGGUUUCUGACUGUAAAGAUGAACCUAAAACUACUAAGGUUGAUGAAGGAAAAGAAGGAGAGUCAGUUGGUAAUAAAAAUAAUGACCCAUCUGUUUGUAAGACUCCACCUAAAACUUCAUCUGCUAGUCAACCAGAGACGCCAAAAUCUGAGACGGAAAGGCCCCCAAAAUUUUUCACUUCGAGCAGAUCUCCGCGCACUGUGGAUAUCGACGUAAAAUGUUGCAAGAAUUCCAAAGGGAAUCUUAGUGUUUCAGAAAAGUUCUUGUCGAUGAAAGUAGAAACAAAGACAGAAGAAAACGCAAAGGAGAAAAGCUCAUCGAACGCUUUGGUACAAGGAUCAGAAAUCGAUGUUUACACUUUCACAGAAAAAGUAGAUUCUCCCAAAAGCAUUUUGUCUGACUUCCGAAGUCCAGUGAAUAAGAAUAUUGGCCGUGUUCGGCCAAUAGCCAGAGUAAAAGGUACAGUUAUAGACAAGAAGACAGAAUCUGAAAAGAAGAAAUAUUCGCCACAUCGCCCCAUUGAAGAAGUUGUAAACAAACUAAAAAAUAAAAGAUCGGAAGAGUUAAAUGCAAACCAAAAUCAAAAUGUUUGCAGUGCGUCCAGUGUCGAAACCAGUGCGGUAAGUAAUGAAGCUGACUCAGAAGAAAAACCAAAACCUAUUGUAAGUAAGUCAUAUAAAAUGGUGGCUCGAAAGUCAAGUAUAACAGGAAAACCUUUUAGUCCCAUAAAGCUUUCUUUUCCUCUUGACCAAGAACCUUCAACAGAGAAAACUGAAAAAUCUGAAAAGCCAGUUAAGUCCUCUCCCGCAAAGAAAACUGUGGCUAAGACGAAAAAGCAAGUUAAAAAAGGAAGUCUUUCCGAUGAAGAUAUUGAUAACUCCAAGUUUGCGUUAAACACUAAAACGUUCCAUUACACGUCUUCUGAUGACAGCGUUAAUGAGUCAAAUGAUGACAAUGACACCAAAGAGUCCUCGGAAUCUGACACCCCUAAAAAUAAGAAAACUAAAAACAAAAAGCUUAAAAAAAAUAGAAUCACGGACAGUGCCAAAAAAGCCCCAUCUAAAGAACUAAAAGAACUAUCAAAAGAUUCUCUUAUUGAUCUUAAAGAUAAUUCUGCUUUGCUGGGUAAUGAAAAACCGAGUAAAAGGCGCUUAAAACUAUUAUCUAUGUGGUCUGGCCCAAAAAAACAUAGAAUGGCUUCCCUAAAUGCCAUCGCUAAAGUACAUUGCUUGUACGAAAAUGAAAGUAGAACUCACAUGGAAUUAGGUUUGAUGAAGACCAUAGAUAGACAAGCAUUGCCUAGUACUUCCAAAACUGUAACACCGAAAAAGAAAGAAACUAAAACUAGAGAAUCUGAAAAACAAGAAAGUACUUCGGAAUCAGAAUAUGAAGCUAAGAAAGAAAAGAAAGAAGCGAGUUCUGAUAGUUCCGACGAUAACCCCCCUCCAAGGUCUUUACGAGAGGUAAGGGGUAUUAGAAGUGCAGGGAAGUACUGGGAUCCGAAAUCCUCAACUUCUUCAAGUGAAGAUAGUGAAUUAGAAACCAAGAAAAAAGUCUCUAUCCCGGAGAAAAAGAAGGUAGCCACUAAAACGGUAUCAGGCAAAUCGGACUCCGACAAACCGCCAGCUAAAAUGAAAAAGACUGCUGGUGUACCUAUAAAAAAGAAGCGUAACAGAAAUGAGGUUGUAAUGGAUCUUAAAGACAUGGUGGUACAAAAACGCAUGGCAAGUUUAAAUGCCACUGCUAUUUUAGCAGCUAGUUACGAAAAACGUUCACCUAAAUCUAACAAAGACGAUACAACAUCAGACUCAUGCAGUGACGAAUCCUAUUCACAGAAGUCAAAAAACGGGCUAAGUUCCGGCGUGAAGUCGGAAUCUAAAAUUGAAUUUGAUGCUAAAACUGAAAGCGACGAAUCGGCCAUGUCUGACCGAAAACAAAAACUUGAAGUAAUAGUUAAUCAAGAUACUGAUGUAACUAUAACCGGUGUGUAUUCCACUCAUCAUCACGAGGGGUUUUGCACGGUAUCCGGGAUGCAGUACCGCAUCUCAUCAACCAGCCACACGCAAACAACAGCUACAGCCAACUGUGAAAAGGAAGGAUGUUCACGUGAGGACGGAGCCCGCUACACUCCUCUCUCCGCCUUGUCAUCCAUGCAGCCUCCCGCCGAACACGCACAUGCACACCCUCAUCCAGUCGGGGCAGAGGGCAGUCACAAUACCUCUCCGCCACGUUCUCUCGCAGGCUGCACGCCUACUCUCACUCCAGCGGGGGCAGAGGGCAGGAACAAUACCCCGCCACGAUCACUCGCGGACCCCACGAAUAACCUCGUCCCAGUUCCCGAGCUGGGAGGACUGGCGCGUCGUCCGGGCUGCUCCAGCGCAUUCUCCGCGCCGACAGCGUCUCAUCAUGAACCAGGUAAGCCGAUGUGCACAUGCAGUCUAUGCAGUAUGCCUCGUACCGCCUCGUACGGAUACUAUCAGCCGGCAGGGCCGCUGAUCAAAGAGACGAGCGCAGACGCAGAGCGCGCGCUCGCUAGGUACCAUGCCCCACACUACCACACGCCGCAUCCACCACCAGUACUACAGAAUUAUGGUCCCCCUUACUACCCGGACCUAUGUUAUGGCCGUUACUACAGGCCGCCGGGCUCUUACCACAUGCCACCGCCUCAACCCGACUCUCAGAUGGUAGGCGUUGGAAACGAGCCAUACCCACCACCACAAUACUACGGUAUGCCACCAUGUUACCAACACCCACCACAAAGAAUACCAUAUGUGGAACAUCGCGGAUGCCCCUGCCCUCUAAACGCGUGUCCAAAAAACGUCCUUAUUGGGCCCGCUACUGGUAAAGCCCCAGCCGGUAGUGGCCCCGCGGACGUAUCCCCUGCUCUCGCGCCGCCCGGGGGCGCCUUCCGACCGAAGGUGCGGGCGUGCGCCAUUGACGCUGCCGCAGACACUCAUGGCAGCGGCAAGGACCCACCAUUAGAACUGGAACCUCUCGCUGGUAAUGGCGCAACUCACCCUUGUGCCAUACCAGCCAUAGGCGGAGUCUCGCCUAAACGUGAACACUAUGAUGUUCGGGAUAAACUGCGAAUUGCUAACGAUAUACCCGGACCAACAGAAGCCAUAGGCCCUCCAUCGCCCGCGCGUGGCUCGGCAGGAGCUUGUGCCCCGCAGCCGCCGCCAGUGGCCCCGCGCCGCGCUCGACUAGGCAAAGCCAUGGCCCGCCGGUCUCUAGCAGGUGACGAUACCGGCCUGCUACUUUCAACACCACAACCUACACUUAUGCACCACAGCGAUGCCGAUGAUGACGUUCUCGCUAUUUCACCUCCAACCUGUGCACCUAUUGAUCUAUCUUCCUCAGACGAAAGGUCGACCCCACUUGUCGACGUCAAAAAGGAGAAUGAAGGUCCAACGUAUGCAGCCGCCAGAAAACCCGAGGCGCAGGCGCUGAGGGAACAUAACAGUACAACAGUUCUAGAUGCUACCAUAGUUAUAGACGCAGCUAAAGCUGUAAAACGGAGAUAUUCGAGACCAAAACUAGAGAUUGAUAUGAAAGAUACUCAACUUGAGGAUGCUUGUAAAACAAAUGGUAUUGGUGAACAUGUAAAACUCCAAAAACGAAGAAAAGUGUCGGGAGACCAGACUGAUAUGCCGAGAACUGAAACAAUAACAAAAGAAACUAAGAAAAAACAGACACAAUCAAAAAGGCCACCUAAAACUCCACCUGGAGAGAAAAAAUGUACAAAAAGGAAAUCUGAAAAUACAAACGCUGGACCUAAACCAAAAAAGAUACUCCUUGAAAGCUCGUCUGACGACGAUGCUAAAGAUGCUAGGCUUAAAGCUGUUGCAGUAGUAAUCGAAGAUCCUGUAGCGUCAAAACCAAAAAAUAAAAGUGCCCUACUCCUCGAUAAUCUUAUAAGAAAAAACAGUAUUGACAGGGCAGACGCUAAAGGCUUGGAUGCUGACCUAAAUCCUGCUGAAUUGUUCCUAGGCCCAAAUGAAAAUAUUUCUCAAAGCAAUUCUAAGAAAACUUUAAAUAUAAAUAAUAACAUUGUCGAAACCACAGGUACGGUUAACAGUGUCCGAGCCAACACGCUCGCAGCAGUAUCACAGCUAAUAGGAAAGAAACUUGCCUGUAAAGUUGAAAAGGUCGACUCCAAAGUGACCCAUGAAGUUAAAUCAGUAUUAAAAUCACCCACCGUGAAAGCUGCUCCUAAGGAUGAACGUAAAAGCGUCUGCAAGUCCGACGUAAGUGAUGAUUUGUUAAAGACUUGCGUCAUGAUAGAGACUGCAGUUAAAAUACCUCAAAGUGAAGAAAUAUUGAAAGACAAUAACAGUAUCGUCGCCAAUGUUAUUGAAUCAGAUGAUAUCACUAAAACCCAAAACUCAGCAAAUAAACCAGAUUUUGAAGAGGAACCUCAGGAGCCAGAAACUGUGCUCGUAGUCGAGCCUCCUGAGAGAAUUGAAGAUGAAGAAUCAAAAAAGUUACGCGAGGCUGAAAAGGAAACGGAGCAAGCUAAACUGGAUAGGACAUCGGUGAAGCGAUGCAAAUUAUCAAAUGGGGAGUUGAAAGCGAAAAAUGUAGAGAAAGUAGUUAAGCUGUUGGUGUCGAAGAGGCCGGCGAUAAAGACGGACGAGGCGACGUUGGUGGUGGAGGAAGCGUGCGCGUCGCCGGCGCCCGCGGGUCCGGGGGCGCGGAGGGCGCGGCGCCGGGGCGCGGGCCGGGGGCGCGCCGCCCGCCGCCUGCUGGCGCCCCCCGCCCCGCCCGCGCUCGAGCCGCACGCGCCCCCGCGCUGGAGCAACGGCUGGAACUGGGAGGGAGAACACUACCUCUCCAAAGUCUAUCUCAAUAACGACUCCCGCCUGGACCGCACGGCCCGCUGCUGGUCGCGCAUGACGCACGCGAGCGGGGACAGUGUUGCGCGCGGUGACUGCGUGCUAUUGCGCGCUUCCCUAGCCAGAGCACAGCCCUACGUCGCCAGGGUUGCCAGUCUCUGGGAGAACCCUGAUGAUGGUAAGGACCGUGAGAUGAUGGUGUCCCUGGUGUGGUACUACCGGCCGGAGCACACGGAGCACGGGCGCGCGGCGGGCGACGCCCCCGACGAGGUGUUCGCGUCCCGUCACCGCGACGCCAACUCCGUCGCCUGCAUCGAGGACAAGUGCUACGUGCUCACCUUCAAUGAGUACUGCCGAUACCGCAAACGGCUAAAAGCGGCGGAAGAAGGCGUGACCAUCACCCCCUCCAUCGUACCACAGUUACCGCCCAGCGAAGUGAGUCCGGCGGUCGCGCCCAACGACUCCAAGCUGCCGCCCUCAGUAUCGCCUGAGCUCGUGCUCUUCUGCCGCAAGAUAUACGACUUCAGGUCCAAGAAGAUCCAGGUGCCCAACAAAUGAGCCGCCAGCCCGCACUCUCUGGUUAUCGUUACUAAGAUCUGUGUCCGCGGGCACGACGCGGCGGCCACACGUUACGCGUCACCACAAAUUUUUAUAAUGUAUUUUAUCUAAAGGAAGUAAACACCAAAGUUACGUUACGAAGUUUUAACAGUUAUUUGUCGGCGGUACUUCUAAUAUCGGCGUGUGGGAGGCACGCCUCAAGAGGACGACCCUCUACGGACUCGAUCAUUUCUUCUAUAGUAGUGUCGUCGCAAUCCCUUAAAUUAGUACAAAAGCGUUCCCGGGUGCAAGUAGAUGUGUGACCUGUGCCCAUUUUAUGUGAAGAUAUACUACUUACGUAAUCGUUGUGUUAGUAAUCGCCGAUCGGUCAGUUUGUUGCUUGUGUCGUGAUUUGUCGUAGAGGUUUCUUUCGUAUUUAGAUUUACAUUGAUUUGCGGUAUUCGAGUGAUUUCGAUGAAUAAUUAUUUGUAUCAAGGAUGCCUUUUAUAAUGUGUAAGUAGUUGUAAGUAAAUCGUGUUGGAGGAAGAUGCAUAAUUAUGUAUAGCAAUAUAUUUUUCUUUCUGCUUUGAGAUAAAUGAGCGAAUGUCCUAUUUAUUCUCACUCAUUUUAAAGCGAUGAGAAAUGCUGAGUACUGAUUUAAUAGCUAUUCUGUAUAGCUGGUACGAUUUUGUAUGACAAUUAAGUUUUUAUUUGGCUACUCGGAAAAUGAAAAGGCAUUUAUAAUUAUUACAAUAUUAUGUUUAAUUAUGUACCUAUUUGUUAUAUUGUUGCGCAGACAAUAUGUCCAUACUGUCUGUGUAUUGUUGUCAAGGUAGAGUCUAUAUUAAAUUAUUCUUUAUUUAUUUAAGAGCACACAGUUGCGCGUGAGCAAUGUCAGAAUCGUAGCGAGAUCUCUUCUGUAUAUUGUGGUCUGAUAGAUAUCAUCACAGUUGUCGUGCGUUACGUGCUCGCGUCUCGUACAAACCACACUGUUUAAGUUUCCAAAAUAUACGUGAUUCUUUAAAGAUUCAACCAUUAAAUUAGGUGUGUAGUUAUUGAUACAUCACAAAUUUUGCAAGUUUUAUAAUUUUAUGAAAUAAGAACGUAAUUUUAAUCGGAUAACGGGGUGAAGGUUGCCUCAGUUACGCUCCGUAUCAUGAAGCCCCCUUUUUUUUUUUUUGUUUAUCCGGGGAAUCCUCAUGGACACCCACUCCCUCGGGGGAGGAAAUGGGUAGUGCAGACUUUUACUGACUAAACCUGAACCGCCGUGCUACGUCAUCCGCGUUUUUGUGUCGGUGUAUGGCAAUGCGUUGCAAUCCUUCAUACACCGACCGCGGGAUCAUGUAGCCCCCGCCUACAAGCUGUAACUCAAUACCCGUAGGUGCGUUCUAUAUAUCUGCAGUAGAUUUUUAAACUUUUUAAUAUAUCAAUUUAACAUUAGAAUGGAAGUAUAAUGUGUGCCCUGCCUUCAAAGGAAUUGAUUUUAAAUUUUGAAUUUCGGCCUUACGACAUCCAAAUAGUGAGUAAUUGUUUUAUUAGGACUGGUCCAGAGUAGUUACAGGAAGACUGAUUUACGAAAAUUGAGCAUAUUGCAUAUUUAUUUUAUUUAUUUGCAAGCAUUAUGUACCCACUUACAUAAAAAAAUCAAAGUGAUUUCAUUUUUACUCUUUCGCAGCAAAUAUAAAUCAAUUUAAAAAAAAUAACAAAUGGGAACAUUGUAACAUAUUUUAAAUGUAAUAUUAGUGCAUAGAAGUAAACAAAAAAAACACUUGAGUGUUAAAGAGAUAUAUUGUAAGACUAUAAUAGUGAAAUCUCUUUAUCAUUAGAAACAUAAUUUUAAGUAGUGCGAUCGAAAUAAAGAAUAUAUAUUUAACGUUAUAUUUCCUACGGGGAAAAUGAAGAAAAGGGCAUUUAUAAGUUUCAAUUAAAGCACCCCUCAUUUCCUGUCUUCACUAUUUCCUACAAUGUAUCUCUGGAUUGUGUUGACUAUCAUUAUUUUUGUACAUAUUAUAAUUUUGUUUUAGUAUUCGCUAUUUUAUUUGUUAUCUUUCCAGUGAGAUUUGUAACCACUAACUGUAUCGAUAAUGCCGAUCUAAUGGAGGUAAUAUUCUCUACGAUUCGUGUUUUAUAAGCAUUCCGUAUAACGAUAGGUAACUUGGAUCAUACGAUGUAAUCGUGUUCACACCGAAUAAGCCUUACAGCAUUUGUUUCUUCAAGCCUGGAUGUUUGUUAUUGGUCUGAACUUAUUAUUUAUAUGAUGCAGAAUGUAACAUACAAUUGUUAGGUAAAUCAUUACUCGAAAAUAAAUCAAUUGAAAUAACUUUACAAAAACGUAUUUGAUACACUUCUAUGAAGGUUUGUUAGGUGAAAUAUUGUCUAAUAUUUUGAUAUGGAGCUUUUUCAUUCUAAUAAAUGUAUGUCACAAU
Messenger RNA from Trichoplusia ni (cabbage looper), 9548 nucleotides. RefSeq lists its product as uncharacterized. Gene Ontology annotation, molecular function: chromatin binding. The transcript is spliced from 15 exons. The record is from RefSeq and is a predicted model, not a curated record. Bases 1114 to 7143 code for a protein of 2009 amino acids. NCBI's taxonomy places the organism in Eukaryota, Metazoa, Arthropoda, Insecta, Lepidoptera, Noctuidae.